This is a messenger RNA of Eleginops maclovinus (Patagonian blennie), 2103 nucleotides long. It is a transcript of the gene tnfrsf1b, whose product is annotated as tumor necrosis factor receptor superfamily, member 1B. The record is from RefSeq and is a predicted model, not a curated record. Gene Ontology annotation, biological process: negative regulation of neuroinflammatory response; intrinsic apoptotic signaling pathway in response to DNA damage; regulation of T cell proliferation. The coding region runs from base 576 to 1865 and encodes 429 amino acids. The transcript is spliced from 9 exons. Lineage: Eukaryota; Metazoa; Chordata; Actinopteri; Perciformes; Eleginopidae. Gene Ontology annotation, molecular function: tumor necrosis factor receptor activity; tumor necrosis factor binding.
GAACAUUUCCUGGUUUUCAUGUUUUGCCGCCUUUACGCUAUUCAAGUUAAUUUGUGGAUGGUGGAAUGAGAUAAUAACUUGUCAUGUAGGGGGUCAGUAUUUAUAAUUCCAGUAGUGAGGUCUUAAUAUUGCUCUUGGAUUCAAAGGAUUUCUGGUAUUGCAAUUAUGUGACUCCUAAAUUAUUUGAAGGGGUUGAACUUCUAAGCAAACAGAUUAGAUUUUUAAAAAAAAGUUUUACAUUUCAAAGGGAGUGUACAUUCUUUACAAAGACAUUGCAUUGUUCCCUUAAUCAGCUGCAGGUAAAGAAAAGCUGAAUUAAUUCAUUAAGAGUUGUGUUUUUAUCCUGUGUAUAAACACGUAUUAUCAGCUGUGAGCACAGCAUGAGUGUUUAACCCCAAUAUAUACUCAAGCUCAGUGAAUUUUAUAGCCUGUCUGCUUGCUUCCUUCCUCCAAACACUCGACUCAGUUCAAGGAAAUGGCUCCUCAUAGCACAGACUGCUGGCCCGCCUUUAUAAAAUGAUAACUAUACGCUGGUGGCUGUUCCUCUACAGUUUACAACCUGCUUUAUAGAGGCAAUGAAGGAAAUACUUGUGCUGCUGGUUCUCCUGACUGCCCAAACUACCAAGGUCUGCUCUCAGCCCUAUCACGCAGAUGCAGAUGGAAAGUGUCUCAACUCAACAACAGAGUAUCUGCUAGAUGGAUCUAACCUGUGCUGCAAGAAGUGCCACCCUGGACAGCGAGUGGUACAAGAAUGUACAGAAACGACUGAGUCUGUCUGUCGGGAAUGUCCAACAAACCAGUACAUGGAGAGUUGGAACUACUUUUUAAACUGCUUCAGCUGUCCCAAAUGCAAAAUAUCUAAAGGUCUGCAGGAGGCCCAGAGAUGCUCCUCUACCUCAAGGUCCAGGUGUGGGUGUCAGCCUGGAAAGUAUUGCAUCAUGGAAAUUGGUGGCAAACACUGCAAAGAGUGUGAAAAUUACAGUUCAUGCAAAGCUGGCUACGGAGUGUCUAGUCCAGGGACAGGAAACUCCAAUGUGAAGUGUGAACGGUGCCCCAACGGGACGUUCUCCGACAAAGUUCUGCAUCUUGAGCCCUGUCAGCCUCACACAAACUGCUAUGGGAGGGUUAUUGUCAAAAAGGGUGAUGCGACAUCAGACACGGUGUGUGGGUCUCCUGAUGCCAACAUGCAGUCACCAACCCCAACAAAAAAUCCCCCUACUGAAAUGCUGUUCACAACUACAACUACAACUACAACUACAACUAGACCUGCAACUGCAGAGAUGAGUACAGUCAUAGUGACCUCUACAACUCCACAAGGACCACCAGACUACACACUGUCCUUAAGCCCCUCUGUUUCAAAGAAAGUGUUCAACUAUUCCACAAAACCCCCUACACUGGACUCUUUGUUGCCUGCGGUCAUUGCCAGUGUUAUUGGAUUACUUUUUUUCAUGGCUGUCAUUCUUCUGGUACUUUGCAAGCAACACUGGAAGAAAGAUGCUGCAAUAUGUCAUCCUGAAGUGGAUGCAAAUGGAAAUUGUGAAAUGGGUGAUAAAAUCAAUCAGGGUUAUUUAAGGGAAACCCAGCCUUUAAUGACUUUAAUACCCAACAUGGAGUCCUUCAGCCCCCAGUCUAGUGUCCCCACACAGUCAUCAUCUCAGCCCACCAGCCCUCAGGACAUCAGACCCCUGACAACCAAUCCCGUCGUCAACAUCACUGUGCACAUAGGAAAUGGCUCCUGUGGAACCCCAACUGGCAUGCCUAUAGAGUCUAAACUCCAGCUUAGAGAAGAAGAGGAGUUGUUAAGCAUCCCGCAACAAGAAGCCGGAAAACAAUCACUGAUGUCAGUGCAGGAGAGUAAAAGCUAGACGCAUGAAGAGUCACAGGCAUGAGAGACUGACAAAUCUUUCUUUUUCUUUCUGUCAUGAUGCAACAUUGAAAACAGUUUUUAUGAGGAGAACAAGACAAGCUUGGUCUCAAUAUCAAAGGCAUCAACUCUCGAUGUGUUUAUAUGUAUAUACAGUAAAUAAAAAUGUAAUUAUAUAGCCUUGACUUCAGUGGUCUAGUGCAAGAAGUUGUACAAUAAAAAGGGAUAUAAAUGAUCAA